Psylliodes chrysocephalus is the source of this 789-nucleotide messenger RNA. Lineage: Eukaryota; Metazoa; Arthropoda; Insecta; Coleoptera; Chrysomelidae. The record is from the annotation of a GenBank genome assembly.
AUGUGGUUGCAACGAAAAUGUGAACAACCUUCUGUUACAUCCCAGGUGUGCUACUGGAAAGCGUCUAAACUGAGCAAAGCUGUUAUAGAGCAAGACGGAUUCAAAUUAGAAGAUUUGGUAGAUAGAGAAAUUCCAUCCCUUAGAAACAAGGAUAACUUUUUGGAGAAAGUAAAAAGUUUAAGCGGUACUGGUCCACUAUUUGAUGUAUAUAAGAAGUUUAUAUUUGAAGAUAUAUCACUGUUCCACCUAAUUGAAAAUUUUCAAGGCACAAAAACUGAUCAAUCUGAGAAUUUUAUUAGUUUUGUCUGUAAAAAAAUGCAGAAUAACACAUGUGAAAAAGCAGAAAUUGCUACCCAAGAUCAAUCAAAAUCAUCCCAAUGGUGGGACAGAAUUACUGCAUCAAAAUUUUAUGAAGCUGCCCAUUGUUGGACUACAGAUGGUUCUUUAAUAGAAAUAAUUCUUGGUGCUUCAAAACUAAUAGGAACAACCGCAAUGAAAUUACCGACUAUAUUCGUUAAAACAAUCACUACGCAUGAAUUGUUGCAAGAAGCGGAAGCAAGAGGUGAGGAAACAGGCAAUGUACAGCUGGUUUUUAAGAAAGAGUAUCAUAUUCCGGGUGUUCAUCCAGAAUGGAAAAACCAGAACGUCGCAGAGAACGAAGUUGCAAGCAUGUUUCUUUUCGAAAACGAAUGUGUUCCGAACUUUGAUCACGAUGGCGUAAAUCAGGUCGAUGAAAGACGUCACAUUCAAAUUCAUCCACAAAGUCCACACAUUGAUCCAAUGACAUAA